Molecule: messenger RNA, 2499 nt
Organism: Aphis gossypii (cotton aphid)
Lineage: Eukaryota; Metazoa; Arthropoda; Insecta; Hemiptera; Aphididae
Product: transcriptional adapter 3-like
Exons: 3
Coding region: 569-2092 (507 amino acids)
Biological process (GO): regulation of transcription by RNA polymerase II
Cellular component (GO): SAGA complex
Molecular function (GO): transcription coactivator activity
Source: RefSeq, a predicted model, not a curated record
AAUUAAAUUUGAUAAUCAUGGCAAACACGUGUGUGCGCUGCGCUACGCCACAUCUGUCAGCUGGACAGCUGAUUGGUGUGAUAUCAGUAAUGUUCCCGCCGACAGUAAGGCACUAAAUAUAUGGGUAUGCUAAACCGCCAUUUCGCGACUCGUUUAUCAGUGAUAAAAUAAUUAAUAAACGCGGCAACUUCGUAGUUCCAUAAUAUUAUAUUAUGUGAUAAAUGAGUCGCAAAAUGGUGGCUUAGCAUACCUAUUGCCUAUAGUGCCCUACCGACAGUGCCGAUCACUAAUCAGUGCGUGCUUUAUGCGUACUGCGUUCGUCACAUUCGAUAGUUAGAUUGGCGUCUAUCAAAAUCAAACUGUGUCCGGCGAUUAGUAGUGAAAUAGUUGAUCUGAAGCUUGAACAAUAUCCAAUAUUCCGCAACAAAUCCCAUUGUUCUGAUGCUCUCAUUGACGCAGACACGCGGUGAAUCGAUCCGAAACGUUGGUUUUUGAGCGACCGGAAUUCUUUUGCUCGAUUUUUUGGUUUUCAAGCUUGGUUGCUGUUAGUUAUCACUCAAAAACAAUAAUGUCUUCAAAAGAACAAACUCAACAUGAUGGAGGAACAAAAGUUGGUGAAAAAUCAGCUAAAAAAGGUCCAAAAUCACAUGGAUCACUGUCAUCUAAUAUAUUGAAAACUAAAAAUAUUGAAGCUGACAGUGCAUCAACUUCACAAAUGCAUGCAGUUGUUGAAGAAAGAGUACUCUCGUUAUCCAGAUUAAAACCCCAUCAACUUAAACCUAAUUCAACAAUCAAAUCAUUAAUAAAUCAAGAUGAAAAUAGUGAACACAUUAUAACAGAUGAUCAAUUAGACAACAUUCAAUGGGAACUUGAAUCAUUAUUUUCUGAUGUAAUUAUGAACAAAAGAAUAAUAAAAAAUGAUUCUAAUUUGAUUGCUUCUGUACUAAUGGAUUGUUCUCAAAAUAAAACAGUAAACAACUCUGAAAUACCUAUAAUCAAAGCAAAAGUUGCUGCAGAGAUAUUUCACAGUGAUGAAUGUUCUUCAAACUUGAACAACUUUGAAUAUAAUUCUUCUGAAACAGAAGAACUACCUCCAGAUAAAACUGAAUCAGCAAAAAAAUUUUGGUCUCUGGUCGAUCCUUAUCUUGCUGAUGUAACUGAUGAAGAUCUUAACUGGUUAAACAAUUUGGUUAAGUCUUAUGAUUCUAAACCGAGUAAAAUACCACCUUUAGGUUUACACUAUACAAAACGCUGGGCACAUAAAGAAUUUGAAAUGGAAAAACAACAGGCUUCAAGCUCUCAUCAGCCAAAUAUGAAACAUCCACUAAUUGAUCGAGUACCCCCUGAAGUGGUAGAAUUAAUUAAUAAAAUUAAUAAUUCUGCUCGUGGUGAUAAUGAAUCAAAAUCAACAUACCAAAAAGUUAUUGCAGCUCUUUUAGAGCAUUCAAAUAUGUCCCAAAAAGACAUUGACGAUGAUAGUAUUGUUGAUAGUGAUGAUGAAGAUAAACCAGAGAAAAUGAGUAAUGUUUGUGAAGAAUUUUAUGGGGAGCAAAAUAUUAGAAAGCUGUUACAGAAAUUAGGAUUAGUUGGUGAUCAAAGUAAGGUUACAUCACCUUCAAGAAGUCCACCUUAUUCACCAUCACAGGUUGCCAAUGUCGAGGAUGAAAUUUUAGAAGAGAUAACUAAAUGUGAUGAUGAGUUAAGAAAAUUACAAUCAAUUAACAAAAAUCAUUUAACUAAAUUACUAGAACGAGCCCGCAUAGGGCAUGCUCAACAAAUAAAAAAAAGUAAACUUCGAAAACUGGAUAAUCAGAUCUUAAACUUUAAAAAGCAAGGUAAUUCACAAAAAAAAGAUCGGAAGACUGCACCAAUGAGUAAAGAAUCUGAAAAAAUUAAAGUUUUAUUAGAUAAACGCAGCAAUUACCUUAAGGGAUUGCAAUCUUUUAAUUCUUCUGAUACUAAUAAUUCCAAAUUAAGUGUCGAAGAAAAAAUAACCAAACCAGACGAUGCUAUAAAAAAGAAACCAUAUGAAGACGAGUGUAUUAUUAUAUCAGACGACUGUAUUACUAUAUCAGACGGUGAUUCAAAUUAAAGGAUAAUAAAUUGAAUAAAUCUCAGUUAUUACUUAAAAAAUUUAUUUUGUAAUUUUAUUUAAUAUGUCAUGCAAAUUUAUAUUUAUUUAUAUAUUAGUACAUAUAUACAUUACCAAGAAAGGUUACUUUUUAUUUCUCAGAUAAUAUUUUUGGAUAAUAUCUUUAAAAUGUACUAGAUGAUUUUAUUGUUUGUGUUAUCUAUUUUUUUAAGGAUACACUACAUGUUUGUUGAUUUAUUGAUUUUUUUUUUUUUUUAAGUUAAAACACAGAAGUUAAUUGUAAUUAAUAUUUGUUUUUCUAUAAACAUGUAUUAAUAUUAAGGUCAUCAAAUAAAAAUAUUUGUACAAUAAUUUAAGGAGUAAUUACUAAUUAGCUAUCAUAUUAUGUUCAAAGGUAUGGAUAUGAA